AUGACUCCAAACACCGCUCAGAGCACUCCCGGUAGCUCACAGAACACAAAUCAACUUCCCAAUAAGAAGCGCUUGCGUGACAUAGACCAAGACGAUAACGAAAAGACCCACCGAAAAACCAAGAAACACAAAUCGUCCCGAGAACAUAAGAAACACCGAACUUCCUCAGGUCGCAAAUCGUCCCGCAAAACUGUCAAGCUUAGCCCGGAGGAGAUACCAGAAACACCCCCUAAGCAGUCGCCAGUGCUUUCCGGGUUCACCCCGAUCAACAAGAGCCGAAAACAAAACCCUGUACCUCUACCAAUCCGGACUGAAACCCGGACUCCGCCAAAUACUAACCUAGCUCCAUCGGACACUGAAGGGAUCUUCCCGAGUAACUGGGGAGCAACCCUAACUGAUUCCGACUCCUUUCCCGACUUUAGUUCCGAACCCUCUGAACCAUACAUAAGUGACGAUCAAGACCCAGCAACAGGUCCAGCAACAGGCCCACUAGCAGCAGUCUCCACUGCUUCCUCAGCAUGCAGCAGUGCUUCACCAGAGGCCCUUGUACGGACGACCGUACUUAGGGUUAGUGCUACCCCACCAGCACCCGCUAGUGCUCCACAAAAGAAUGUUGCCCGGAAGACCAUAGUCCCAAGUCAAGUUCUCACUCGGUCCAAGUCUAGUGCAGUCCGCUCAACAGGCCCAGCAACAGGCCGCUCAACAGGCCGCUCAACAGGCCCAGCAGCAACAGGCCCAGCAACAGGCCGCUCAACAGGCCCAGCAGGCUCUACUACUCCCUCACCAGCACCCGUCAGUGCUCCACCGAAGGUUCUUGCACCGGAGACUCCUACAUUCAAGCCCCGACGCCACUCUCGGUUAUUUUCUAGUGCAAGCCCAUCCGAACUAAUAGACCACCCCUCACCAGUACGACAGAGACGAAUUAGACCCGAGCCAUCGCCGAUUGUCCAAGAGACAUCCCCGAGUGUUCAAGAGACAUCCCCGAGUAUUCAAGAGACAUCCCCGAGCUCGACCGCAUUCAAGAUAACUCAAGCAAGCAAAGCGAAGAUGACUUUAGGUCUACUCAACCUACCUAAAGUGUACACCAGCAUCCGCAACAGCCUAAAGGCGGAAAUGCAAAAUGUGGGUUGGGUCAAUAAAAGCACGUCCGGUAUGGCUGCGUUCAAUGCCCUAUGCCCUUACUUGAUGAACUUGCCCUCCCUCAACGGUUUUCUGCCAAUUUGGACUGGGGGUGAUUCCGAUGUCCGUAGAGCACUGGCGAGUGCUCUACAGUGGCUCAUCGCAGAUGUUGGUAUGAAGGAUAGGUUAUCAACGGGACAGGGAGACCGUCAGUUCAAAGAGGCUGCCGGUGAUAGUGAUGAUGAUGAUGACGGCGGUGGUCAGGCAGCCAGAAGAUGCUCUCGCAAAGGGAAAGAGCGUGCAGUACCUCCGGAACUCGUGCGACCUUCCAUAAUGGUUACCGUGGUGGACCCCGAUGCUCUAGGGGCAUUCUUUAUGCUCGUCCCACCACCUACUUAUGACUGGAAUGAUCCCCUGAACGAACCUUCGUUCAUCGAAAUUUUGACCAAGAUAACUUUCCCCGAGCUAUGCAACUUGAUCCUGAAGCACACCGCACCCGGCAGAGCAGUCAGGUGUAACGGGGGCAGUCUGUCUAUGUAUCGCUAG
Morchella importuna is the source of this 1665-nucleotide messenger RNA. RefSeq lists its product as uncharacterized. Lineage: Eukaryota; Fungi; Ascomycota; Pezizomycetes; Pezizales; Morchellaceae. The transcript is spliced from 2 exons. Bases 1 to 1665 code for a protein of 554 amino acids. The record is from RefSeq and is a predicted model, not a curated record.